Messenger RNA from Pelecanus crispus (Dalmatian pelican), 306 nucleotides. It is a transcript of the gene C5H2orf66, whose product is annotated as chromosome 5 C2orf66 homolog. NCBI's taxonomy places the organism in Eukaryota, Metazoa, Chordata, Aves, Pelecaniformes, Pelecanidae. The record is from RefSeq and is a predicted model, not a curated record.
AUGUGGAAAGUGGUGCUCCUGGGUUUAUAUACAGUAUUGGCGGUGAGAGGAUUGGCAAAGGGUGCUCCUUUCCAACCAGAAGAAAAAUGGAAACCCCUAGACAACCCUAGAAACAGAGACCUGUUUUUCAGAACGCUCCAGGCUUAUUUUUCGGGCAGGGGUCUUGAUCUCAGAAAGUUCCCAGCUACUUUCGCUAUGAACAAUGAAGGACCAAGGCCUGUCAUGUUCUACUCAGAUCCUAUUGCUUCUGCAUUUGCAGAUUAUGAAGAAAGGAAAAAUUCUUUUCCAAAUUAUUUCAAAGGCUGA